AUGGGGAGCAUUGAAGUGUCCACCCAAGUGGUCGAACGCCCUCCAUCCUGGCAGAAGUCGGUUCACGAGUAUCUCGCCGAGAACGACCUAAAAUGCAAGAAGGCAACGCCAUUGCAAGGAGGAGCAUCUGCUUACAUCUGGAAACUGGAAGGUCUCGCACCUAAAAGACCAAGCUCGAGGCCAACACUGCCACUUCGCUCGAUCUCUCAGGCAUGCAUCAUGAAAUAUGGCGAUGACACUGCCAAAAGUGUCGCAGGGAUAAAGAUGUCGCCAGAUCGGAUGUCCAAUGAGGCUCAAGCAAUGAACUCAGCAACACUCGCACGCGUAUGUGCGGAAGAGCCCAGCGUCGAAAUCCCACGCCUCGUCAGCAGUACAGAUCAAGCGGUCAUCAUGAGCUGGGCCGGUGAGACAGAUCUCAGAUCUGCAUAUAUCAAAGAUCAGACUUUGGAUGCUCGGGAUGCUGGAUCACGGAUAGGUCGAUGGGCUGCUGUAAUGCAUCGUGCUGGUCGCGGGAAUCCAGAUCAGGAGCAAUGGGAUAGCACCACGAGGGACUCGGUCCUCAAGUUGGAGGAACAUCAUCUUCGAACCAGACUUUCUGAAGACCCCAGCUUUACAUCAGAGGAUAUCGAGAGGGCGGCUGCCGCAUUUCAUGCUCCAGAUGAAGUUCGCACUCUGACAGCAUACGACUUCCGACCGAUGAAUACGCUUCUGAGGCCAAGCGACGAUACCAGCCGACCACUCAUUACAGUAGUUGACUGGGAAAUUGCCGGUUAUGGAGACCCAGCCUUCGACCUUCGGAUGUGGAUCGCUGAGGCAAUCGUGACUGAAGCAAAAUAUGGCGGCGAGAGAGGCCUGUUGGAAGGCUUCUUGACUGCCUAUCGUCAACAGGCAGGGGAGAUCAUCGCGGAUACGGCGCUCUUGUGCAGGGUGACUAUCCUCGUAGGGUCGAUGUGGGAAUUUCUCAUGCCAUGCUCGAUCUGGGACUGCACCGAGGCCGAUGCAGAGUAUUUUCGAAAGACAGGGCGAGAGUAUAUCCGUGCGGGCAUAGAUGCUGAUCUCGAUUGGUUAUCGAAAAGCAGCCUGGCGUCGUUAUUACAGUAA
Cercospora beticola is the source of this 1101-nucleotide messenger RNA. Its product is annotated as phosphotransferase family protein. Lineage: Eukaryota; Fungi; Ascomycota; Dothideomycetes; Mycosphaerellales; Mycosphaerellaceae. The record is from RefSeq and is a predicted model, not a curated record.